This is a messenger RNA of Penicillium diatomitis, 828 nucleotides long. Its product is annotated as TIP41 family protein. Gene Ontology annotation, cellular component: cytosol. The coding region runs from base 1 to 828 and encodes 275 amino acids. The record is from RefSeq and is a predicted model, not a curated record. Gene Ontology annotation, biological process: TOR signaling. The transcript is spliced from 3 exons. NCBI's taxonomy places the organism in Eukaryota, Fungi, Ascomycota, Eurotiomycetes, Eurotiales, Aspergillaceae.
AUGGCUUCAAGAUACCCUGUCGGGCCCGUGGGCCAUGCGACAGUCUCUCCAGAGGCCAAGAAACCUCAGUCGAUAGCGGUGGGCGGCUUUCGCAUUUCCACGCAAAAACUCCCCAUUCUGAAGGCGGAACCGAUUGAGGAAAUGACCAAGCAACUGGGCAUUGCCCCUCCAGAGAUGAUCUUUGGUGAUAAUCAUGUCACCAUUGAGCAUCAAAAGUCAGGAUGGGGCAUUGACUUCAAUGCUUUUGACGCGCUUGAUCGGGUCGAUAAAACUGGGCAGUCGAUGCUGCAGGUCGCGCACUCUAAGGAAUGGCAACAGAGCAGAGAAAAAACUCACGAAGGAAUCAAAGAGGUUGUCAAGCCCUUCGACUGGUCCUACAGCACCGAUUACAAGGGCACUUUGAGUCCUAAUGCGCCGUCGUUCGAAUCGACUGAGAAACCCAUUCCCAUUGAAUUACUGAAACGGCCAGACCCUAUUGUGUUCUUCGACGAAGUCGUGCUGUAUGAGGACGAGCUUGCAGACAAUGGCAUCGCGAUGUUAUCAUGCAAGAUCCGUGUCAUGCCUGCUCGCCUUCUGCUUCUAUCUCGCUUUUUCAUGCGUCUGGACAACGUCCUGAUCCGACUACGGGAUACCCGUGUCUAUGUGGACUUUGAAACUCGUGAAGUGAUUCGGGAGUACCAGGCCAAGGAGUGCGAGUACGAGAAAGUUAGACAGAUCCUGGCGUCUACUCGCGACGACAUUCCAGCCUUGAUGCGCGAUCCCAACCGGCUUUCUGAGAUCCUGCCAGUCGUAGAGAAGAGCUCUGAACGCAUCAUUCUCGACGGAUGA